Molecule: messenger RNA, 2483 nt
Organism: Thunnus maccoyii (southern bluefin tuna)
Lineage: Eukaryota; Metazoa; Chordata; Actinopteri; Scombriformes; Scombridae
Gene: tuft1a
Product: tuftelin 1a
Exons: 12
Coding region: 232-1392 (386 amino acids)
Biological process (GO): intracellular signal transduction
Cellular component (GO): intracellular anatomical structure
Source: RefSeq, a predicted model, not a curated record
CCACAGUGACGCGAUCACAAAAGUGUGCUGAGAGGCAGCCAGAGAGGAAGGAGCAACACACACAUGAACACACCGGGUCAGAGGACUGAUAACAGCAGCAGCUACCGUGGACGAGCAGCAGACAGAAAUUGACAAAUUCUUUUCACGGAGGAAGGAAGCUUUAUAUAUUAAUUCAUCAUUUCAUUUAUUUAUUUAUCUGUGGAGUAUUUACUAUUAUAUUAGUGACGAAAGAUGAACGGAGUGACGAGAAGUCUGUGCACAUUUGAGGACAUCAGAAACCAAGAACAUGGGGAGGGGUGCAGGCGACUGCGGCUCACACUGCACGACCAGCACCAGGCAGCUCGGAGCGCAGAGCAGCAGCACAGGGACAAGCCAAUCGGACGUGCGUUCGCACUUGUGCAGCCGGCUAGUGACAGGACAGCUCUGACCCAGGAACCAGUGAAAUCUACAGAGGAGCAGGUGGAGGUCAUCAAGGUGUAUCUAGAAGCCCGCAAACAAGAGCAGCAGAGACAUCAGCAGAGCCUGAAGAUGCUGUCAGAUGAAGUUUCACAGAUACAGGAGGUGAGAUAUUGCCUGAAGUCACUGAGGGAGCAAAUGGCAGCCAAAACCAAGCCGCACACAAACGGGUGGAGGGUCAGCACUCCGUUCAAAAAGAGUGUCUCAUCUGCCGCCAAGGGAGGAGCUAAAGCUGAGGAACAGGAAGCAGAUGAUGAAGCAGAGAGAACCAAACUGAGAGAAGUCAGUAAGCGCUUAUAUGCGCAGCUCCAAGAUGCAGAGAAGAAACACCAGGAGGAGAAAGACAGGCUGCAGGCUGAAGGCAGCAGGCUGAGGGAAUGUCUGAGCGAACAGGAAGAGAAGUUGAAGAGCACAGAAGAAGCCAGCGAGAAGAAAGACAAGCGCAUUGAAGAGCUCCAGAGGCUGCUGGGAGGGAUGGAGCAGGAGAGCUCCACCCUGAGGGAGGCUAUCCGCAACCGCGAGGAAGAACUCCGAGAACUACGCAAGAUCAGGGAGGAGGGCCACAAAGGAGAGCAGAGGACUGAGCAGUUGGAGAAGGAGGUGGCUAUACUCAAAGAAAAGAUCCACCAUCUGGACGACAUGCUGAAAUGCCAGCAGAGGAAAGUCAGACACAUGAUUGAACAGCUCCAGAACUCUCGCAUGGUGAUCCAGGAGCGGGACCGCGUGAUCAAAGAACUGGAGGAGAAAGUAGCUUUCUUAGAGGCUGAGAACCGAGAGAUGCAUGACCAGAUGGACUACUUCCUGGGAGGGCAACGGUCUAAUUCCUACCUUUCAUCAGAGCGUAACCCUCAGAUUGUCUACAGUAAACCAAUCAGGCCGUCCAACUCUUCUAACAAACCCCUCCCAUUCAUCAAAGUCAUCGAGAUCAAGUCAUGAAGCGACCAUGCAGAGAGAAGACAGUUAUUGGAGGGAAAAGCUCAGAACCACCAAACUGUUUUGAAUGCAGACUGAAACCAAACAGCGGCUCCACUGUACUACCAUUUGUUAUGAGCUUCUCGAAUGGCAACACUAACACUAAGCAUUUGCACCGUGUACACUCUUGAAGGAAACUGUGUGGUGUUUGUUGGCUCACACACACACACACACACACACACACACGCACACACACACUGGGGCUUGUUGUGUGUCUGUGCGCGUGCAUUUUGAAUGACUGUGUGUCAGCUUUAAUGUAGAUACAUUAAACAUACUGAUUCAGCUGAUGUGCAUUUUAAGUUUUGCAUGUAAUACUUCAUAUUGUAUGCAAGUGUUUUCUUGCCCUGCCCUGUUUUGAUUACUUUUUUGACCUUUGAGUUGAUAUUGUUAAAUCAAAACAGAACUGCUGUGUAAAGUGCAGGAUGGCAGACCUUUUGCCGUUAUGUUGUUAUCAAGUCCAUAUACAGAAAUGUAGCAUUAAAAUGGCUAACUACACUCUCAUGACAGAUCAGUUUCAUGUAAAAAAAAAUCAUUAACCAGAUGAUCUAAAUCCUGUGUUCUUGUACUCAUCAGUCACUCAUUCAUGGCUCACUUUGAUGUUAAUGUGUAAAUAUUGACUGUAGCCUAUAAAAGGUAUUUAAGUUGUUCUUCCAGUGGAGCCAUUUUUAAAUAAUAAUAAUAAUUAUGUGUUUUUUAAGCCCUAGACCACUGUCGGGCACUUUAUGAAAAUGUGAGGAAGGGGUCUGCGGAAGGAAAAACAACAUUGUCAGAGGCAGUGAAGAUAUUUAGCAACAUAAUAGCUUCAUAGAAGUGUUGUUAUCCUUCAUAUUUCUUGUAAAGCAUUUCAGUUCCUGUUCACUGUGUUUUUGUACAUAACAUUCAUGAAUGUGAUUUGAUGUGAUUUCUGCCUAACAGCUUUCUCCUUUGUAUUUAUUUAUAUUAAAUAAAACCUCUAGACAGCUGUUGUAGAGGAGAUUUUGUAUGAAGUAUAUUCUAAUCUCUUAUCUGUGUUUGUGGUUCUCAGUGUAAAAUAAAAAAAAAUCCCUGAAAAUGAA